Oryctolagus cuniculus (rabbit) is the source of this 3100-nucleotide messenger RNA. RefSeq names its product solute carrier family 35 member A3 (gene SLC35A3). Gene Ontology annotation, molecular function: pyrimidine nucleotide-sugar transmembrane transporter activity. Lineage: Eukaryota; Metazoa; Chordata; Mammalia; Lagomorpha; Leporidae. Gene Ontology annotation, cellular component: Golgi membrane. The record is from RefSeq and is a predicted model, not a curated record. Gene Ontology annotation, biological process: pyrimidine nucleotide-sugar transmembrane transport.
GCAACUGGUCACAAAAGCACCCUCGGCGGCGGGACAGUCCCGCAGAAGCCCGUGGCGAGAGUCACUCUGUCUGCCUUGUCCCCUCGCGGGAGAGUCCACAGGAAGCAGUGCCUCCAGCGGUCUCGCGGCGGUGAAGCCGGCACCGGGGGCCGCUAGCGGACCGGGACAGGAGCCGUCGCCUUAAGGGUCGGAGCUGGCAAGAGCGAAGCUGGGGCCGCCACAGCCGAGCCGGGAACGCCGUUUGCCCGGGCCGAGGCGGAAGCCGGAGCAUUUGGAGGACGGGACCGCGGGAACCCGGAAACGCCAGGGCUGCACCAAGCUGGCAACAGCGACGGCAGCGGGAGCUGGCGGCGCUGCGGGUCAGCGGUCGCGGCGGACCCGGCCGACUCGGCAGCCUGGGUCGCCCGGCGUUGCUGAGCCGCAGCCCCCAGUGCGCGCAGCCGGAGGAGCUGCGCGGGAGGUCCCUCAGGUCCCUGUGGCCAGGCCAUCUGGCUACCUCUGGAGUGAGUCGGCUCCUCCAACAUCUGGCCACACCGCUGCUGCACGGAGGAGGUUUCCACUCUUGGCCUGCUCACCCGGGUGGCUUGGGGUCUUCACAUUCUGGUAGCCGACUGCGAUGGCAUCCCGGAGCACGACCUCUUUGGACGUUCCAAUGCGGCGCCCCCUAUCGGACCUUCCGGAAGCCCAGUCUUAAUCAGUACCUGUGAAGCAAAUGAAAAUAAAACAAUGUCUGCCAACCUGAAAUACCUUUCCUUGGGAAUUUUGGUCUUUCAGACUACUAGCUUGGUUCUAACUAUGCGUUAUUCUAGGACUUUAAAAGAGGAGGGACCACGUUAUCUAUCUUCCACAGCAGUGGUUAUUGCUGAACUUUUGAAGAUAAUGGCCUGUAUUUUAUUAGUUUACAAAGACAACAAAUGUAGUCUAAGAGCACUGAACCGAGUACUACACGAUGAGAUUCUUAAUAAACCCAUGGAAACACUUAAACUUGCUAUUCCAUCAGGGAUAUAUACUCUUCAGAAUAAUUUACUCUAUGUGGCUCUGUCAAAUCUAGAUGCAGCUACUUAUCAGGUCACAUAUCAGUUGAAAAUUCUUACAACAGCAUUAUUUUCUGUGUCUAUGCUUAGUAAAAAAUUAGGUGUGUACCAGUGGCUUUCCCUAUUAAUUUUGAUGACAGGAGUUGCUUUUGUUCAGUGGCCCUCAGAUUCUCAAGAACUUGAUUCUAAGGAACUUUCAGCUGGCUCUCAGUUUGUAGGUCUCAUGGCAGUUCUCACAGCAUGUUUUUCAAGUGGCUUUGCUGGUGUUUAUUUUGAGAAAAUCUUAAAAGAAACAAAACAAUCAGUAUGGAUAAGAAACAUUCAGCUUGGUUUCUUUGGGAGUAUAUUUGGAUUAAUGGCUGUGUACAUUUAUGACGGAGAAUUGGUAUCCAAGAAUGGAUUUUUUCAGGGAUAUAACCAAUUGACCUGGAUAGUUGUUGCUCUUCAGGCACUUGGAGGCCUUGUAGUGGCUGCUGUUAUUAAGUAUGCGGAUAAUAUUUUAAAAGGAUUUGCAACAUCUUUGUCUAUAAUAUUAUCAACACUGAUAUCCUAUUUUUGGCUACAAGAUUUUGUGCCAACCAGUGUCUUUUUCCUUGGAGCCAUCCUUGUAAUAACAGCUACUUUCUUAUAUGGUUAUGAUCCCAAGCCUGCAGGAAAUCUCACUAAAGCAUAGCCAAAAACUGUCUUUAACUGGUUUUUCAAGAUGGUGCACUAGAAAUCUCGACAUUAAUCUUGCACGGAGGACUUCUACAGAUUCUGAAGAUAUCAUCAUGCUAAAUCUGAUCAGAUUUUUUAAAAUGGUUUGAGAAUACACAGGUUUAAAGAUAAAAUGUGUGUACUGUAUAUGUAACAAAAUCUAUUACAUCUAGAAAUCAAAACUUGAAAGUUAUUCCAGGGAUUAAAAUGAAAAGAAAUAUGGGAGGAAACUUGAAAUCUGAGUUUAGAAAGAUUUUACCUUUUUGAUUGCUGCAGAAAUGUCCUAUGCACUCUUUGCAAGAGCACACAAAUGUCCUAAAUCAAUUUUUACAAACUCUAUUUAAUCUUACUAAAUUUUUUAAUCUUAUUGUUUCUGUACAGAUCUAUAAAAUCACAUGGAAUAUUUAAAGUUUGAAAAUUCUAAUUACCUAUAAUACUGUGAAAAAAUGGAAGUCUGAUUUGAAGAAAAUAUUUCACAUAUCUGAGAUUUUUAUAUUUAUACAAAAUGUUACUAAACAAGGAUUAUUAAAUGUUACUUGUUGAACUACAUAAGAAUUGAUUAAGUCACAUUCUAGGUCUGAUUUGUUAGAGAAUCAAAUUCAUAUUUAGCAUAGAAAUAUAUCUGUUUCUCCAUAUAUACAUCUUUAGACCAUUUAGUACUUAGAGACAGCUGAAAGUAUUCUGGUUGCUGUUGUGGUAGUAACCAUUGACUUUUAUGCUAAUGGAGUUUCCCCUUCUUCCAUUUCUUUUCUGUAAGUCAGGUGAAUCCUUAAUAUUGGUUUAAAUUCAAUUCAUUUGUAUUAAUUGCUAUUAAAGUUUUAAUUUAAAGGGAUUAAAUAUUCAUUUAGUAAUUUAACAUAAAGUUAUUGUCUAAUAUCUCCAUUUGGAGAAUUUUGAAUUAUCAAGCAUAUACUGUAUACCAUUAGAAAGUUUUUACAAGAAUAUCUUUUUUUUAUUUAGUUUUCUUUUUUUUUUUUAUUUUUGACAGGCAGAGUGGACAGUGAGAGAGAGAGACAGAGAGAAAGGUCUUCCUUUUUGCCGUUCGUUCUCCAAUGGCCGCUGUGGCCAGCGCACUGCAGUCGGCGCACCGCACUGAUCCGAAGGCAGGAGCCAGGUGCUUCUCCUGGUCUCCCAUGGAGUGCAGGGCCCAAGGACUUGGGCCAUCCUCCACUGCACUCCCGGGCCACAGCAGAGAGCUGGCCUGGAAGAGGGGCAACCGGGACAGAAUCCGGCACCCUGACCAGGACUAGAACCCGGUGUGCCAGCGCCGCAAGGCAGAGGAUUAGCCUAGUGAGCCACAGCACCGGCCUACAAGAAUAUCUUAUUCAUUGCUCUGUCAAAACUCUCUUUAAUCUACAAUUGUUUAUAAA